ACUCAGACGAGACGCACAGCUUUCUUGAGAUUGGGUAGAUUUUUGCACAGUUUUUUUUGCAAAUUCUUGUUAUUAAUACGAGACUUAACGGAAGGGAGGAAGGAAAUUGAAAAGGGAGGAAGUGCGGAAGGAAGUAAAAAAGUCGACCAUAUACCUAUUUACAUAUUUGGAGUUAUUCAUAAUAACCAGAUAAGUGCUUAAGGAGUGGAGUGCAUAAUGGGAAAGUUGAUUCGCACUGAACAACACGGUUUUGGUCUCGCCAGAAAAGUGACCCUGAUUGCCGUGCUUGUCCUCUGCGUGGGCGUCACCGCCGCGAAACGUCGCCCCAGAACGAGAUCCGUCCUCAAACUGUACAAUAACGAGAACUACGUGGGAAAUUAUGUGGACAAUAAUAACAACGGUUUCCGCCCGGGAAUCGUUCUUAACGAAGGAGGCGGGGGCGAAGGAGGGGGAGGAGGAGGCGACUUCUACAACGACAUCAUCACCCUAGGAGACGCUCCUCCUUCCUCCCGCGGUACGGACGACGGGGGCGCCUUCGUCGUCACGGGAGGCUAUCAAGUCUCCGACGAUGGUGGGGGCAAUUAUUCACCCUAUUCUGGCGACACCACCCCCCACUCGCGACCCCCGUACCAUCCCCACCCUCCCCUAAAAGCGCACUACCAUCAAGACAACAGCAACCGGGUGACGCCGCCCACCUCCCAGAAGACGCACCACCCUCACCGCGGGUACAGCAAGUUUAUCCCCAACCUCCCCCAGCACAAGAGCCCCCUCCCCCACGACCACCCGCACCACCACCACCACAAACUGCAGCAAGGUUACCAAGGUCAUAAAUACCCCCACUACGAUUUUACCCCCCAAAAACAGGAAGGCUACCCCCACCAAAAAUACCCCCAUGUCGAAUAUCCCCACGAAGGUCCUCCUCCACCUUCAUCCAACCACCCACAGCAGGGCUACCACUUCCAGAAAUCCCCCCAGAACGAUUAUUCCCCCCACCACCACCACCACCACGAAGGUCCUCCCUCGUCCUCCACCCCCAUGUCCAGUUAUCACUACCAGAACGGCGUCAUGCACCACGUGACUGGGGGAUUUUCUCCGCUCCCCCCCACGCGACACCUCAGAAUGUCCCCGCCCUACCACCACCACCACCACCACGCUAAACACCCGGGUUUCCGAGGGUACGGAAAUUACGGGCCGUCUUACCGCAACGGAGUCCAGUACCGGCAAGACGGCGAAGAGGCAGCAAAUGUCUCCGUGGGAUACCCGUAUUUUAGAUGAUAACCGCCGAUAAGCUUAAUGAUAAUCGUCAAUCAUACUUUAAAGAUCAAGACGGCUGCAAAUGAUAUCCGUAUUUCAGAUGAUAAGCUUAACGAUAAUCGUCGUCGUCAUACUUUCAAGAUCUCCAAAUGUGCACGUUUUUACAUAUUCUGCACAAACCCAAUUACAAAAAUGAAGUUCAAGUUCGCAAAAAUAUGGCAAAAAUUUUAGCACAUGUACAUAAUUGCGUGCAUGUGGUUUGUUGUACACUUUGCUUGCACGAGUCACUCACUCUCUUCUUGACUCGACGAAUGUUACUUGUUAUUGGGCAGAUAGAAAAGAGAAAUUUCAAACACAAAACUAAAAACCAAAGCCAAAAACCACACGAGUAAUAAAAAUGAUAAAAAUUGAGAAGGAACAAUGUUUCGCAUGA
Folsomia candida is the source of this 1687-nucleotide messenger RNA. Its product is annotated as pair-rule protein odd-paired. The coding region runs from base 217 to 1275 and encodes 352 amino acids. The transcript has 2 exons. The record is from RefSeq and is a predicted model, not a curated record. NCBI's taxonomy places the organism in Eukaryota, Metazoa, Arthropoda, Collembola, Entomobryomorpha, Isotomidae.